AUGGUCGGCGCCGGCGUCCUCGGCCUCCCCUUCGCCAUGUCUGAGCUCGGCUGGUAACUCCUCUCUCUCCUCUCUCUCUCUCUCUCUCUAUAUAGAUAUAUAUAUACAUAUAUAUAUGUACAUGUAUAGAUAUGUGCCAAUAAUUCUCUCUCUACACCACUCCCCAUACGUGACUGUCUCUCUCUCUUUCUCUUCUUUCUCUCUUCGUUGCGGAACCUUAAUCUUCUGGCUUCGCAGGGGGCCUGGAGUGGCGGUCCUGAUCAUCUCCUGGGUCGUCACCCUGUACACCCUCUGGCAGAUGGUGGAGAUGCACGAGAUGGUCCCCGGCAAGCGCUUCGACCGCUACCACGAGCUCGGCCAGCACGCCUUCGGCGAGAAGCUCGGCCUCUGGAUCGUCGUCCCGCAGCAGCUCGUUGUCGAAGUCGGCGUCUGCAUCGUCUACAUGGUCACCGGCGGCAAAUCCCUCAAGAAAUUCCACGACACCGUCUGCCCCGACUGCAAGAGCAUCAAGACCACCUACUUCAUCAUGAUCUUCGCCUCCAUCCAUUACAUUCUCUCUCAGCUCCCCAACUUCAACUCCAUCUCCGGCGUCUCCCUCGCCGCCGCGGUCAUGUCCCUGAGCUACUCCACGAUCGCCUGGGGGGCCUCCGUGGACAAGGGCAAGCAGGAGGAUGUCGACUAUGGCUAUAAAGCGAGCAGCACGGCGGGGACUGUGUUCAACUUCUUCGGCGCGCUGGGGGAGGUGGCCUUCGCUUAUGCGGGGCACAACGUGGUGCUGGAGAUUCAGGCGACGAUUCCAUCGACGCCGGAGAGGCCGUCGAAGAAGCCAAUGUGGAGGGGGGUGAUCGUCGCGUACAUUGUGGUGGCGCUUUGCUACUUCCCCGUGGCGCUGGUCGGGUACUGGGCCUUCGGGAACGCCGUUGAAGAUAACAUCCUCAUCUCCCUCGCCAAGCCCCGUUGGCUCAUCGCCGCCGCCAACAUGAUGGUCGUCGUCCACGUUAUCGGCAGCUACCAGGUCUCUCUCUCUCACUCUCUCUCGCUAGUUUUCUAUCUCUCUGUAUCUUUCCAUCUUUCUCUUUCUCUCUGUUACCUUCUCUUCUUUUCGAUUCCGUGCGAGUGAACUGCAGAUAUACGCCAUGCCUGUGUUCGACAUGAUAGAGACGGUGCUGGUGAAGCAGCUCCACUUCCGGCCCAGCCUCAAGCUCCGGCUCAUCUCCCGCACCGCCUACGUUUGUAAGCUUCCCCACCGUCCCUGCGUCUCUCUCUAUCUCUGGGUAGUUAUCUAGAUGGUCGCUGAGGCUGUCUGUCUCUCUCAACUGUCUUGUCGCAGCGUUCACCACGUUGAUUGCCGUAACCUUUCCCUUCUUCGGCGGUCUCCUCUCCUUCUUCGGCGGGUUCGCCUUUGCCCCCACCACCUACUUCGUAAGCGUCUCCACACCAUCUCUCUCUCUCUCUCUCCCCUCUCCAUUAAUGAGCCCCUUCCUUGCUUGCAUCCGCAGCUCCCCUGCAUCAUGUGGCUGGCGAUCUACAAGCCGAGGCGGUGGAGCAUCUCAUGGAUCACCAACUGGGUAGGCCUCCCUGCCCUCCCUAUCUCUCUCUAUCUCUCUCUCUCUUUCUCUUUCUCCCUCUGAUCUGGUUUGCUUUGGGUGGUGAUCAGAUAUGCAUCAUACUGGGGGUUCUGCUGAUGAUCUUGGCGCCCAUAGGGGGGCUCAGGCUCAUCAUCCUUCAGGCGAAGACCUACAAAUUCUACUCGUGA
Messenger RNA from Spirodela intermedia, 1756 nucleotides. The record is from the annotation of a GenBank genome assembly. Lineage: Eukaryota; Viridiplantae; Streptophyta; Magnoliopsida; Alismatales; Araceae.